Molecule: messenger RNA, 2400 nt
Organism: Rhagoletis pomonella (apple maggot)
Lineage: Eukaryota; Metazoa; Arthropoda; Insecta; Diptera; Tephritidae
Product: endoplasmic reticulum metallopeptidase 1-like
Biological process (GO): proteolysis
Molecular function (GO): metalloexopeptidase activity
Source: RefSeq, a predicted model, not a curated record
AAUGGCGCCGAGGAGAAUCCUUUGCAAGGAUCACAUGCCUUCAUAACUCAGCACAAAUGGGCAAGCAAUGUCAAGGCUCUCAUCAACUUGGACUCAGCAGGUUCGGGUGGUCGCGAAAUUUUGUUUCAGUCCGGUCCUGACCACCCUUGGUUGAUGCGAUAUUACGGUCAACAUAUCUUGCAUCCUUAUGCGUCAAGCAUUGCCGAAGAAUUAUUCCAAAAUGGAUUUGUGCCUUCGGAGACAGACUUCAGGAUAUUUAGAGACUUUGGAGAAAUACCGGGCUUAGAUAUGGCACACACUGUCAACGGCUACGUCUAUCACACCAAGUAUGAUCGCUUCAAUCUGAUACCACGCAGAACGUAUCAGCUCACCGGCGAUAAUGUAUUAGCGCUCACUAAAGCUUUGUGUAAUGCGGCAGAAAUGGAAGAUCCAGCGAAAUAUGCUGAGGGUCAUACAAUUUUCUACGAUGUGCUUGGUUGGUUUAUAGUCUACUACCCGGAAGAAACAGGCAUUGUGAUAAAUGUUUUGGUUUGCGUCAUAGCCAUUAUCACUAUAUUGGCCUAUAUUUGGAAUAUGGCACAUCAGACGGGCAUGUUUAGGCGUCGCGUUUUUAUCAAAUUCGGCAUCUUGUUGGGUGUCCAAUUCGCCGCUGUGAUUCUGGCCAUAUUGCUGACUAUCACAAUUGCGAUAUUCAUGGAUACUGUUGGCCUUUCAAUGUCGUGGUUCUCCCAGCAAUGGAUGACUUUCGGUUUGUACUUCUGUCCGAUGUUCUUUAUGAUGGGCUUGCUGCCGGCGGUCUACUUGAGUCGUACAAAGGAGCAUGGCUUACCGCUGGGCUAUGCUAUUCAGCUGAUUAUGCACGCGCACUGCUUGAUUUUGACUAUGGUUUGCAUUAUACUGAUCUCACUUAAUAUACGCUCGGCAUUUGCGUUGAUGCUUUGCAUUGGUUUCUACGUACUAUCGGUGAUCUUGAAUAUGGCCACAUGCUUCCAAAAGACUACGUUCCUCUGGCUAAUACCGCACAUCAUCUGCCAGCUGAUGCCUUUCCUCUUCUACAGCUACUGCUGCUAUGCUUUCUUUGUUACUUUUGUGCCGAUGCAGGGUCGCGAAGGUAGUAGCAAUCCUGAGCUCUUUAUCGGUGGCUUUACAGCGCUACUCUGUCUGUUGCUGGCACCCUUUUUGGUACCACUUUUGUGCCUCUUCCGCAAGUCGAAGACCAUCAUUUCCAUCUUCGGCGUCAUUUGCUUGGUAUUCAUCAUACUAGCUGCCACACCGGUUGGCUUUCCAUAUGCCGAACGUGAAGCGCCACAGCGUUUCUAUGUUGCGCACACAACACGCACCUUCCACAACGGCGAUGCAGCGAUGUCGGUUCGCUUCAACGAUUCUGGCUACUACGUUGUGCCGGUCGAUCGUCGUCCGCAUUCAAUAGACUACUUGUUUGAGAACAUAAAUGCAAGCAAAUCCAGUCAACUGGGUAUUGACUGCGAUACAGAGGUGAUGUGUGGCUAUCCGAUUUACAGUACGCGCUGGUUGGGCUAUCGUGAUCAAAGCUUUUGGGUCGAUGGUCCUGCACCGAAGGCUGGCAGCUGGCCGCGUUUGAGAAUUCUGAGCAAAGAACGCAUCUCAUUUACGAAUCUGAUUAUUAGCCUGGAGGUGGCAGGUCCGGAUCACAUGAGUGUUUUCAUACAACCCAUGAAUGAUACAAAACUGGUGGACUGGUCAUUUGAUCGUACGCCAAUUCAGGAGAACUUUAAGACGCCAUACUUUAUAUAUCUUUCAUAUGCUUUGGAUCCGGCGCCUUUCCGGUUUCAUUUGGAAUUCGAGCAUGACAGCGCCGAUUGGUCAGGAGCUACAUUUGACGUUGCCGUUAUUGGUCAUAAGGUACACGACGAUAUCUCACACACAGACGAUUUUCGCGAUUUCGUAGCGGAGUUUCCUGCCUGGGCGACAGUGAGUGCUUGGACCAGCUCUUACGAGACCUGGCGAAUAUAAGCAAUGGGCGAUGCGGUAACUAAGGGCGACAAUGGCGUUGAUUACACUGUCGAUAAUGAUGAUUAUGUUAAUGAUGACGAGAAUCAAACCCGAAACUAUUACUCAUUAUGGAUGCCAUAGCUUUAAUACAAUUAUUAUUAAGAAUUUUUGAAUAUUCUGUAAAUUUUAGGGAAAUGUAAACCAACGAACAAAGUGCUUGAAACUUUCUGCUGAAUCAAUUUUAAUCAGAGCAAAAGGACAAUGCCAUGCUAUUUAUUUAUGUAAAUUAAAAAUAUUUGUAAGAUUAUUUGUUGUAUUUUUUUAUAUUUAUAAAAAAAAAAUAUUUAUUAUUGGAUAUACUACUUAUUAGCUUUUAUAUUGAUUGAUUUUUUAUUUUAAAAUCGAAAUUAAAAUGAUACACAUUCUCAA